UAAUAAUGGGAAAAAUAAUUUUGUAUGCCAUAAACGGCAGUGCACCAAGUCGCGCAGUUUUGCUUACCCUAAAAGCAUUGAACGUGCCUUUCGAAUAUAAAAUUUUAAAUCUAUUAGUUGGAGAGCAUCGUACACCAGAAUAUCUUGCCAUCAAUCCACAUGGCACGGUGCCAACGCUUAGUGACGAUGGCGAAAUCUUCACCGAUUCACACGCCAUUAUUACAUAUCUGGUUGACAAGUAUGCCACAGAAGAUUCGCUAUAUCCAAAGGAUCUAGUCAAACGCGCGAAAAUUAACCAAUUUUUAUUCUAUGAAGCAACUGUCGUAUUCGAACGCACAUUCCGUAAUAUCAGCAGACCGUUAUUUAAUAACAACAAUGUGGUGCCCUAUGCAAAAAUUGAAGCCGUCUAUCAGGUCUACGAACAGCUGGAGAAAUUCCUAAAGGAGCACUCUUAUGUCGCUGGCGAUCAACUAACUGUUGCGGAUUUUUCAAUAGUUGCAACAAUAACUACGUUGUUCGUUUUGGCACAACUCGAUGCGGGCAGAUAUCCUAAAAUUGCUAACUGGGUUAAGCGCUUGGAGGAGUUACCCUACUAUGCUGAAGCGAAUGGUGAAGGAUUAAAGCAAUUUAGUGGUGCCAUUAAGGCGAUUGGCCUUAAAGUUUUGCGCUAA
Molecule: messenger RNA, 671 nt
Organism: Rhagoletis pomonella (apple maggot)
Lineage: Eukaryota; Metazoa; Arthropoda; Insecta; Diptera; Tephritidae
Product: glutathione S-transferase 1-like
Exons: 1
Coding region: 6-671 (221 amino acids)
Biological process (GO): glutathione metabolic process
Molecular function (GO): glutathione transferase activity
Source: RefSeq, a predicted model, not a curated record